AUAAUAACAAAUCAGUAAAAAAUAUGAGAAAACAUAUGAAAAAAAGGCACAGUAAAUAGGAUAAUCUAUGUAUCUAUUGCAUAAAACUAAAACAUUAAAAUCACAACUCAAAAAGAACGCCGCUGAAGAUCUGCUCUCGUGUUCCUGUUUGUGUCUUUUUCCAGGUUUUGGAGGCAUUAUGGAUCUUUGUCCCGCCACCUGAUGGCACUCAAGCUCCAGCACUACACCAAGUUUCUGUUUGUGCGUGACCCUUUUGUUCGUCUUAUCUCAGCUUUCAGGAACAAGUUUGGAAAGCCUAACGAGGACUUCUACAAGCAGUUUGGUUCGGUCAUGCUGCGUCGUUAUGCUAAUCUAUCGGGCAGUUUGCCAGAGACAGCGGCGGAGGCGUUUGCAGCAGGAAUCAAACCGACGUUUCAGCAGUUUAUCACAUACCUGCUGGAUCCAGAGACAGAGAGGGAGAGUAUCUUCAACGAACACUGGCGGCAGGUGUACCGUCUGUGCCAUCCAUGCCAAGUGAAGUAUGACUUCAUUGGACGACUAGAAUCCUUAGAAACGGACGCGGAGCACCUGCUGAAGCUUCUGGAGGUGGAUCAUCUACUACACUUCCCUUCAGGGGCUCGAAACCGAACUGCAGCCAGCUGGGAAAGAGACUGGUUUGCACAGAUUCCCAUCGCAAUGAGGAGAGAACUGUACAAGCUGUAUGAACCUGACUUUGAGCUGUUUGGCUAUCCGAAACCUGACAGCACACUCCACCAGUAGACAGCACCGAGAAUCAACCACCUGCGCACAGCCAGCAAAUGCCUUUAAAAAUCAGUCUCUGAUGCUGUUCUUUAGUUUUUUUCAUACCUCAAAUGACAGAAGUGCCUGCCAGUAUUAUUUUAUUUUUGUCAUCUUUUCAUAUCUGAAGCACACCUGUUUACAAGCUGCGUUAUCACAGUCUGGUUUCUCCAUGUAAAGGCACUUUGAAUAGUAUUUUGUGAAUAGAAUGUUGGUAAGUCAUUGGAAAAGACUGGUGUCAACUAUUGGCUUUCAUCUCUCUGAAGGGAAAUAAAGUUUUUUGUAACCGUU
Molecule: messenger RNA, 1068 nt
Organism: Notothenia coriiceps (black rockcod)
Lineage: Eukaryota; Metazoa; Chordata; Actinopteri; Perciformes; Nototheniidae
Product: carbohydrate sulfotransferase 12-like
Exons: 3
Coding region: 202-759 (185 amino acids)
Biological process (GO): carbohydrate biosynthetic process; proteoglycan biosynthetic process
Cellular component (GO): membrane
Molecular function (GO): sulfotransferase activity
Source: RefSeq, a predicted model, not a curated record